Molecule: messenger RNA, 780 nt
Organism: Fragaria vesca subsp. vesca
Lineage: Eukaryota; Viridiplantae; Streptophyta; Magnoliopsida; Rosales; Rosaceae
Product: expansin-A12-like
Exons: 3
Coding region: 1-780 (259 amino acids)
Biological process (GO): plant-type cell wall organization
Cellular component (GO): extracellular region
Source: RefSeq, a predicted model, not a curated record
AUGAAAGCUAGAGGUUCUUUCUGUGUUCUGUUUCGGCAGAUCAUCUUCUUUGUUAGUGUAGUUUUGGUGGGCAUCAAUGGUGCUCAAGCUAGUGCCUGGCUUAACGCUCAUGCAACUUUCUAUGGGGUCAACCAGGACCCUGCCACCUUUGGAGGUGCUUGUGGUUAUGAAAAUACAAUGGUAACGGCGUUCGGAGUGAACACAGCAGCAGUAAGUACCAUUCUUUUCAGAGGUGGAGAGGCAUGCGGUGCUUGUUACCAAGUGAUGUGCAACUAUAAGGUGGAUCCAAAGUGGUGCCUUCGACGAGGAGCCGUGACUGUAUCCGCCACCAAUUUCUGCCCCCCAAACAACAACGGAGGGUGGUGCAAUGCCCCUCACCACCAUUUCGACAUGUCUAUGCCGGCUUUUCUUCGCAUUGCGCGACAAGGCAACGAAGGCAUUGUUCCUGUGAUCUACAGAAGGGUGGCUUGUAUACGAAGAGGAGGAGUCAGAUUCACGUUGAAGGGGCAAUCGAGCUUUAACAUGGUGAUGGUAUCGAAUGUUGGCGGAAGCGGCGCCGUGAAGGGGGCGUGGAUACGGGGGUCGAGGAUGAGGAGAGCAACAUGGAUGCCGAUGCAUAGGAAUUGGGGUGCCAAUUGGCAAAGCAGCAUCGACCUGAGGAACCAACGACUGUCGUUCAAGCUCACCUUGGUUGAUGGAAAAACCCUAGUGUUUAACAACGUUGUUCCUUCCACUUGGAGAUUUGGACAAACAUUUUCAUCCCACAACCAGUUCUCUUAA